AUGACCCCACGCCGCAACCAAGCCUCGAUGCUUUAUCGAAGCUAUGACGAAACCCGUCAACUUCUCGAACAGAUCUCGCUCCCCGCCUUGAUCAUCUGCUGUGUCUGCCACACCUAUUAUAUCAAGUCUAAUUUCCCCGCGAAUCAGCUCAACAACCUCUGCCAGGCAAUUUACGAGAACAAGGAAGAUACCUAUGAUCCUCACCGUGAUAUCCCCUCCCCCACCCAACAGGUUGCAAAGUGCAUUACCUGCGCCCAAAGCCAGGUGGUUGAGCGGAAGUGUGACCAUUGCGAUAAAUUUCGCAGCCUCCACGAUUUCUCAAAGAAUCAGCGUUCCCGCAGUACCUCUUACUGCGUGUAUUGCAUGCAAGAACAGAUGGGAACCGAUCCUGAUGCUGAGACUUCUCGUAUGCAGACUCUGUGUAAGAAAGCUCGCAACCCUGAUUUGUACACCGGGCUCGGUGCAGCAUUGAAAGUGAAUCGCAACGAGGUCAACGAUGACUACAAGAGUGCUCAUCAGGCUCGUCGUGCCCACGAGGCCAGCCGAAUUUACAGUACUGACCCCCCCCCCCCCCCAGGCAUGCCCGCUAUGCCCACUCAGCAUCAAUACUUUGACCGCACUCCCCGCGCCGGUCACAACAGGCUGCCUCUUCCUGCGCCUCAGCGGGCUCCUUCUCUCCUCCUCCAUCGCCGUCUUGACAACAGGGUUGAUGGGCGAUACCUGUGA
Penicillium antarcticum is the source of this 726-nucleotide messenger RNA. RefSeq lists its product as uncharacterized. NCBI's taxonomy places the organism in Eukaryota, Fungi, Ascomycota, Eurotiomycetes, Eurotiales, Aspergillaceae. The record is from RefSeq and is a predicted model, not a curated record. The transcript has 6 exons. Bases 1 to 726 code for a protein of 241 amino acids.